CCUGGGCCCCCGCCGGUCCCGCGGUCCCACGGCGCUAGGUCGCCCCCAGCCCCCUCCCUCGUUCCACUCUCUCUUGGUCCCACCCUCCCUAGCUUUGUGCCCGGGUCUCCAAGCCGCUUCCCCCUCAGCCGCGCCGCGGGAGGAGGGAGCCGCCACAGAGGAGCUGCAGCUCGCUGCCCCAGGCAGGGGCACAGUUGUAACCAAGGCAAUGUCUUACUACCUCAACUCAGAAAACCGCCUGGACCCAGGGCCCAUCUACGUGCGAGAAAACGGGCAGCUGCACAUGGUCAAUCUGGCCCUGGAUGGCGUCAGGAGUAGCCUGCAGAAGCCAAGGCCUUUCAGACUGUUUCCCAAAGGCUUUUCUGUGGAGCUUUGCAUGAACAGGGAAGAUGAUACUGCUCAGAAAGAGAAGACAGAUCAUUUCAUCUUCACAUAUACCCGGGAGGGGAAUCUUCGGUACUCUGCCAAAACCCUCUUCAGCCUCGUCCUGGGCUUCAUCUCUGACAAUGUUGAUCACAUCGAUUCCCUUAUUGGCUUCCCUGAGCAGAUUGCUGAAAAGCUGUUCUCUGCUGCUGAAGCCAGACAGAAAUUCACACAGCCAGGUGCAGGGCUGAGGGCUUUACAGAAAUUCACUGAGGCCUAUGGAAGUCUGGUGCUUUGCUCCCUGUGUUUGCGAAACAGAUAUCUGGUGAUUUCAGAAAAACUUGAGGAGAUAAAGUCUUUCCGGGAGCUGACCUGCUUGGAUCUUUCCUGUUGCAAGCUUGGAGAUGAACACGAACUUCUAGAACAUCUCACCAAUGAGGCACUAUCUAGUGUAACUCAACUCCACUUGAAGGAUAAUUGUUUAUCCGAUGCCGGGGUGCGGAAAAUGACAGCACCAGUUCGAGUGAUGAAAAGAGGCCUUGAAAAUCUGACAUUGUUAGACUUAUCUUGCAACCCUGAGAUCACAGAUGCAGGAAUUGGAUACCUCUUUUCUUUUAGAAAACUAAACUGCUUAGAUAUCUCUGGGACAGGGCUCAAGGACAUCAAAGCCAUCAAACACAAGCUCCAGACCCACAUAGGCCUCAUUCACUCCAAGGUGCCUUUGAAGGAAUUUGACCACAGUAACUGCAAGACAGAGGGCUGGGCUGACCAGAUUGUUCUGCAGUGGGAACGCGUGACUUCAGAAGCUGUGAAGCCACGAGAAACCUCGGAGCCUCAGAUGGCAGCUCAGCGCUUCUAUGGGAAGCGGUCUCUGACAGACACCCCGGUGAAGUGCUCCCUGGCAGACACCCACGUGAACUCUUCCGAGAAACUCCAGUUCUAUAAAGAGAAAGCCCCAGACUGCCAUGGGCCAUUGUUGAAACGGGAGACUCCCUUGUGCCAGGAGUCAAAGAACAAGAAGAGAGCCUUUGAGGACCCAGAGAAGGAACAGAAUAACUCUUCACAGUCUUCAAAGCAGAAAUAUGUAUGUCUUGCUGUGGAAGACUGGAACUUGUUAAAUUCCUAUUGAUAGGCAGAUACAAGCUGACCCCACC
This is a messenger RNA of Loxodonta africana (African savanna elephant), 1517 nucleotides long. RefSeq names its product leucine rich repeat containing 42 (gene LRRC42). Bases 209 to 1492 code for a protein of 427 amino acids. The transcript is spliced from 8 exons. Lineage: Eukaryota; Metazoa; Chordata; Mammalia; Proboscidea; Elephantidae. The record is from RefSeq and is a predicted model, not a curated record. Gene Ontology annotation, molecular function: protein binding.